AUGGCUCCUACUGCUACACCAGCCACUGAAUCAAAAGAUGAUUUAGAAGCUACUGUUAAAAAGUUGGCUUCUUUAAAGCCAAUUGGACACUCCUCUUUCAAAGGUGAUGUCAAAGUCGGUUAUGAAGGUUCUUGGAUCGAAGGUUUACCAGAAUCAACCAAGGCCAGAUAUGCUAGACAUGGGGUUGAUAUUAGCAAUGGUUAUCCAUAUGUUCCUGAAAAUGAUAAAAUUCCAAAAUUUGUUGAUGAAGCUUACGCCAUUAGAAAUGAAGAUUAUCCAUUCAUUGAAAGAGGAAAGAAUGCUGAUCCAGAAAAGAAGGCUUUAUUUGGUGCUGCUAAAGAAGUUAGGAAUUUAACUAAACAUAUUGGUACUGAAAUUGUAGGUUUACAAUUGGCUGAUUUAAAUGACAAACAAAAGGAUGAAUUAGCUCUUUUAAUUGCUGAAAGAGUUGUCGUCUUUUUCAAGGAUCAAGAUUUGAGUCCUCAAAAGCAAUUAGAAUUGGGACAUUAUUGGGGUCAAGUUGAAGUUCAUCCUCAAGUUCCAAGAAUUAAUCAUCAGUUAGAUGGUAUUUCAGUUAUCUGGCAAGAUUACUUCCGUGAAAAAUAUGGUUUAGGUUUAACAUUUAAGAAAGCAAUCGGUGGUAAUUCACAAUGGCACACCGAUUUAGUUCACGAACAUCAACCAGCUGGUAUUACUCAUUUACAUAAUGAUGCUAUUCCAAAAGUUGGUGGUGAUACUGUUUGGGCAUCUGGUUAUGCUGCUUACGAUAAAUUAUCUCCAGCUUUACAAAAGUUUUUAGAUGGAAAGACUGCUAUUUAUAGAAGUGCUCAUCAAUAUAUUGAUCGUGAAAACCCGUUAAAGGGACCAAAAUAUGUUGAAAGAGAACAUGCCUUGGUCAGAACGCAUCCAGCUACUGGUUGGAAAUCGUUAUAUGUUAACAGAUCAAUGACUGUUAGAAUUGUUGGUUUAGAACCAGAAGAAUCCAAAGUUAUUUUAGAAUACUUAUACUCUGUCUACGAAAAGAACUUGGAUAUUCAAGUUAGAUUCAAUUGGACUCCAUCCAAGCCAGGUUUAGGUACUUCUGCUUUAUGGGAUAACAGAAUUUCUCAACAUUUUGCAGUUUGGGAUCAUGAAGGUAAUGAAGCUAGACAUGGUACUAGAGUUACAUCAUUAGCUGAAAUUCCAUAUUUCGACCCAGAAUCUAAAUCUCAAAGAGAAGCCUUAGGUUUAUCAUUGAAUUAG
This is a messenger RNA of Scheffersomyces amazonensis, 1242 nucleotides long. Its product is annotated as TauD/TfdA dioxygenase family protein. Lineage: Eukaryota; Fungi; Ascomycota; Pichiomycetes; Serinales; Debaryomycetaceae. Gene Ontology annotation, molecular function: 2-oxoglutarate-dependent dioxygenase activity. The record is from RefSeq and is a predicted model, not a curated record. Gene Ontology annotation, cellular component: cytoplasm. The coding region runs from base 1 to 1242 and encodes 413 amino acids. The transcript has a single exon.